This is a messenger RNA of Owenia fusiformis, 1764 nucleotides long. The record is from the annotation of a GenBank genome assembly. NCBI's taxonomy places the organism in Eukaryota, Metazoa, Annelida, Polychaeta, Sabellida, Oweniidae.
AUUAUUGGUUGUGUGUUGGCUGGUAUUGUGCUUUGUGUUAUUGUGCUGAUUCUGGUGAUAUUCUUGGUCUGCAGACACAAAAAGCAAGACAACCAGGAAAACAAUUCUGAUGAUGAAAACACUGAAAUGGAUUCUAAACAACACAAUAAUCUAACUACAACCCCAACCCAUCUGUACAAUGAACAUUCAUCUUGUGACUCAAAUAUUGAUAUAGUUGAAGAGGGACAUGACAACUAUGCAUAUGUUGAUACUGAUAUGUCUAAGACGAGACUCCCACCUGAUGGUAUGUCUGUUGAUGAUGAUGAUGAUGGCUAUGCUGGUGUUGGAAAACAACAAGUCAAACAACAUGUUACAUUGGAUGUUGACUCUAACUAUCAAACAGUUAGCAUGGAUGGUGAUGCUAUACAGACAGAAGAAGAAAUAACAAACAAGAAUGAGUCAAUGACAGACUUUGAGAAGAUGUAUUCUAAGCCUGAUAAAAUAAAAGGAACAGCAGAGUCAGAUAUUAAUGAACUGACCACUAACAAGAAGGUGUUCGACAUGGACUCUUCAGGUACUGAGUCUGGAAAAUCCCCCAAUACUCCAAUCCCAAUUAAACCCAAAAGAACAAAAUCAAAACCACCUACAAUUCAUAAUAAGCCACCAAUAUCCCUGAACAAACCAUCUUUUACAAACAAUCAGACAACCCCAAACAAUAACAUUUAUACAAGUGUACAAAAGCCAAAGGUUGCUCAAAAACCAUUGAUUGAAACCCAAGAAAAGAAUACAACAGUUGAAAGCCCUGUGAUACCUGGUAAAGCAUGGGGCGAUCAAAAUUACAGUGAUAUUACACUGAAUGAUGACCUAUUAGGCAAAGAAAAUAUGGGUGAUGGUAUUAAACAAGAUGAUAUAGAAGAAAAUCCUGACAAUGAUAUUGAUGUAAAUAAAUAUGAACCUUUAUCUGGUUAUGAGAUGGUGGAACCAAGGGAAAUGAAAUCAAAGCCAUCUACAGUUGCUUUUAAACCACCAAUUUCCCCAAACAAACCACUGAAUGUUAAUACUGUAAUAAAUCCCAACAAUAAUGUAUAUGCAAGUGUCCAAAAGCCACAGGUUUCCCCUAAGCCAGUUAUGAUAACACAGGAAAGCGAGACAACAUAUGCAACACCUGGGAUACCUGAUAAAGCAUGGGGCGACCAAAACUACAGUGAUAUUACAUUAAAAGAUCCUCCCGAGGGCACUGAUAUUAUGGGUGCCAGUAUCAAACACGAUGAGGAAGACAGUGAUAAAAACAAACCUCUAAAUGGCUGCCAAAUGAUUGACAAUGAUAUCUAUAAUGCAAAAGAUGACGAAAACAUAUACAAUGACAUUGACCAGGAUGAUGAAUAUAAAAACAAUAGAGCUGGUAAAAUCUUAAAUGACAAUAACAAUGCUGAUUUAAUUGAAAAUGACAUAUAUAGUCAAGUUAAUGAAGAUACUGAGGACAUUGAACUUGCUGAAAAUGAUAUUUAUAACAGUAUUGAAAAGGAUAUUAAUGAUGUUGAUUUGGUUGUAAAUGAUAUUUAUACUUCAGACUCUGUAGUUUAAAAUAAAUACACACCAAUGUAACUAAAACUAUAACAAAACAUAAUAAUAACUUGUACAGUAAAAAAGAAUAUUGUUUAGUUGUUCUCUUUAAAGGAUUUCUCCGAUGAUUAUGUGUCUUGUAGUGUCUGUCAAAUGCAACUGCCAGCUUGAUUACAAUUUGAUGCCCAACUCAUUUAAAUAUGAAUAGUAACUGCUAUGCAU